This is a messenger RNA of Fusarium graminearum PH-1, 1833 nucleotides long. RefSeq lists its product as uncharacterized. Lineage: Eukaryota; Fungi; Ascomycota; Sordariomycetes; Hypocreales; Nectriaceae. The coding region runs from base 1 to 1833 and encodes 610 amino acids. The transcript is spliced from 2 exons. The record is from RefSeq and is a predicted model, not a curated record.
AUGUCUCUCCUCGCUCGCUUCGCCCUCGUGGGGCUUUGGGCUUUCGCUGCCUAUGCUCAGAGCGACACUGUGACCGUUACCGAGACAGUUACAGAGUGUGCGGCGUCCUGUUACUCUGUCGUAUCGCAGUGUACCUCGACCGAGUACAUCGAGACAUCCUCCAUCAUAAAGCUCCCGACUGAAUCUUCGGUUAUCGUGUCUGAGACUUCUCUUAUUGAAACCACCGAGGUUAUCUCCCUGCCCACUGUUUCUGUUGCCUCGACGAUCUCCAAGUUUGCCAACACCAGCGCUGUCACUGGCUCUUACACUUCCACCUCUACUGUCUCUGGUUUUGAGACCACUAUUACUAUCUCCGAAUCGUCUGGUGUCUCAGUUGGCUCGAGUGCUCUUGCGGGUGAGACCUCGGAGUCGGAGUCGGAGUCUAGCCUGUAUGGAUACUCUACCACGACUCUGGCCUUGACUGAGGCGACCACUGAGACCGUCACGAAUAUUGAGACUCUCCCCACUAUUGUCCCGAGUGUUGAUUCGUCUGCUCUUGCAUCCGGAACUACUCAACUCUCAGAGACAAGUGAGUCUAGCAUUGUCACUCAAGGUUCAACCGAACAGUCCUCAGAGUCCACUCCUCUUAGCACUGAAUCGGUGUCUACUGAGAGUACUACCACCGAUAGGAUUGUUCCUCAGCAGAGCAAGUCUACAGAGACUGAAGGUACUGAGGCAUCUACGGCCACUGAGGCAUCUACAGCCACUGGUGCAUCUACAGCUACCGAAGAAGCUUCCACGGCCACCCUGACCUCUGUUCUCACCAGCCAGGUCACCUUCACAGAGACAAUCUCAACUGUCUACUCUAGCUCCGCUGAGGAGUCUGUUACCUCAGAGGAGAGCACCGAAUUCGUUGUUACAUCUUCUCAGAUUGAAGAGUCAAGCAGCGGAACUGAACAAGGCUCUGUGACGACUGAAGUUAUCACUUCUGAAGUCACUGGUAUCACCCAGGUCACGUCUUCAGUCACUUUGACAAGCAUCGAGACUUUGACCGUGUCCGAGUCCACCUCUUCUUCAGGGGAAACCACCGAAGCCUCAAUCUCUGAGUCCUCUGGCACAUCCGCCUCUACUGCUUCUGAGAGCGAGGUCAAAACUGUCACCUCCAUUGAGACUGUCACCGCAGAGACCUCAGCUUCUCAAACUGAUUCAACUGGCAGCGGCUCCAGCCCCGGAUCUACCAGCGCUGGCGUUUCCACUGGCACUACUGAGGUCGAGGAGUCGACAACUACUACCUGCACAUCGACUAGACACACUCACAGCUAUGAGAACACAACUAUCGUUCAUAGUACCGCUGAUGUGAGCAUCGACUCAUCUGCUCUAGCAGGAUCGUUCACGUCAACUCUUUCCGAGGGAACCUCUGUGACUUCAGGUGUGGUUGAGCAGACUACACUUCCCACCGCAGAGACUGAGACUGGAACGACUACCGGUGGUACAGCCAGCGGAGUUGAGACAACCGAGUCGAUUUCCAUUGAGUCAUCUGCCUCCCAGUCCACCGCCGCAACAACACCAGUGUCUCUUCCCGUCGAACCAACUUACCCUCCUCACAAUUACGACUUUGGCGCUCCAAGCUCCGCAGACGACGGCUGGCCAACCUUCUCCGUCGACUCGAGCGCCGACGCAGCAACCGGUUUCUCCUCCUUCACCACUCUCGUUACCACCAGCAAGGCCACCGACACUACUUCUACUUCUACCUCCACCGGUAUCAAGGAGCCAUACUACGAGCCACCUGCCUAUGAGCCUCCUUCGUACCGCGAGUCUGCGUAUGUUCGAAAGCGCUGGGGUUUUGGGUGGUAA